Molecule: messenger RNA, 4633 nt
Organism: Pecten maximus
Lineage: Eukaryota; Metazoa; Mollusca; Bivalvia; Pectinida; Pectinidae
Exons: 3
Source: RefSeq, a predicted model, not a curated record
AUGAAGGCCAAGUCCCACCUUGGACGAAGGAGAAGAAAGACUCCCGUUUCAACAAAAGCUUCUUAUAUAGUUUACCCGUCAAACGUCGUCGUUGGAGUGAAGAGAGGACCAUUGAAAUCACCUUUUAAACCCUUACACUCAUCUCACUAUAAUGUGUCACCGGCGUUUAAAAAAUCAAAACAGUCCUCAUCUCCCUACUUUUCUCCGUUGAUUUCUUCACGGCUGUCGCCAAUAUGUAAAUCACCCUACACAUUCAAGAGCCCACGCAGCAAAAAGCUCAAGUCAAAAUCAUCCCGAUCGCUAUUUGGCGACUGUAUACCAGAGACGGAUGGAGGGCUAAUUGAAAAAAACAUCGAAAAAAACGAAGAAAAGGAAAAUGAGACCAUUGAGGAAAAGGUAAUCGAACUUGUCCCAGAUGUCUUACAAGAACUGUCCAAACACGAUGGACUCGAUGUUUCACUUUAUCAAUUUUUUCGCCAAAUAAAGGAGAAACGAUUUCCAAUUGACAACAUCGCUUUUCGGCUGUGGAUUGAAGUUGUUAGAUGGUUUGACUGUAACACAACUACAGCAAUGAGAUACUCAACUGAAACAAAGACAUUUUGGAAACUUGGUUGGAGAUUAUUUGGCGGCAAAUUUGUUCACUUUAUGACAGGUUAUAAAAGUCACGGAGAUACUGUCAUGAAGCGUUCCAACCCUGGUAACUACUCCCCAAAUUCAUCGGAGGUCAACUUUGUGGUGCCAGAUCUAAACGUUCUUCGUUCAUUUGAUCCAUAUCAAGUGCAAGGAGAAAGGAAACCUGGAAUUUUUGAAGACAUGAUCGCUUCGAUAAGUAAAAAUCUUCAGAAGAAGUCAGCGUGCCUAACGUUCGACGGGAAAAAGAUCAAACAAGGUAUCAAGGGCGAACACGGCGAUGUCAAUCUGAUUGGAUUUGAAAAAGGGGAGACAUUGGAGGCAAAACAGAUGUCGAUGCAAAAGAAAAUCGUUGAAAUUGAUGAACUUAUAAAACAACUCGAAAACGAGGGAAAUGUCGACGAUAUACCGCAAGGAUGCCAACAAUAUGUCAAAUCAACACUACUUGCUUACCUUAAAACAUUAACCGAAAACAUAUUCUCCAUAAGAGAGAUUAGAACAAAAAAAGAGUACUGUAAGACUAAACUAAUUGAACGAGGUGGGGAAACAGAGUGGAGAAAGGGGAAGUAUGUCUACGCUAUUAGUGCCAUAAUAGCGUUCAUUCACGACAUCAACGUUUUCCUUGAUCACGCUACCAAGACGACCGAUGCGAUCUGCAAUGCCAUCGCAAUUCUAAAUGGAGCUAGGUAUGUGGUUGGCCGAAGCAUCAACUUAGACAGCAAUGUCUUAUAUGCAAGUAUUACAAAACAGCAAGAAAUAAUGACUGACGCGCAUCCUAAUGAACCUCGGCUGAUAAAGCAGCGAUCAACAGAUUGGUUUGACCUUAGAAAGACAGCAAAAGUCACUGGAAGUACGCUUUAUCGAGCAACAGGCUGUGAUGGCAUAGGGAAACUGAGAGACCACUUCGAGAAUGUGAUCUGUGGUAUUGAGGAGAAGGAACCGUCUAGUGAGGCAAAGAUGGCAAUGGAGCACGGGACAGCAAAUGAAGUAAACGGGAUAGCAACUGUUGUUGGAACGGUUGUGCCCGUUUUAUAUCCGGGACUGAUAUUUUGUGAAGAGGGUUGUGCAGAGAUACGGACAAAUGACGGCAAACCAUUUAUGGUUGUUUCCCCAGAUGGAAGUCUUCGGGGUGGUUUGACAUUGGAAUCCACGAAGGUUGCAGUCGAAGUAAAAUGUCCUGUUUACAAAAUUCACAACAUAUUUCCACCGCGAUAUCUUCUUCAGUGCCUAGCAGAAAUUGAAGUUCUUGACGUUGAUUAUCUAUUGUAUGUUAGCUGGACAAAAGACGAAACAGUUAUCUUCCAAGUAAACAGAGAUCAACAACUUUUCUUGGAGUCGUUGGCGGUUGCCCUGGGAGUUUACGGUGAUGAAAAACCAAGAAAGCCCACUAAACUAUCUGACGACCAAAAGCGAUUAAGAGCUCAAAUCGUAUCCAAAAGUGAGCAAAUAGAACUUAUUGGGCGGUUUCCCUCCUUAUUUGCCACCAACGAUCCAGAACAAUACUGUGAAGACAUACUUUCUACCAACGGACUGUUAGAACUUUUAAACACUAUCAAAGAACUGACUGAAAGACAUUAUGAACUAAAACGUGAGCGGGCAACUGAGGCCGUCGUAUUUCUUGUUGCUGAUCUUGAUAGAAGCUGGGCUAAGGAUCAGAUCCGAAGUGCUCCUGUAAGUUGGUUCACAAAGGGAUACAGUCUGACAACAGAGACGAUGCGACAGAUAGCCGAAGAAGUGCACACAUAGUGCCACGUAAAUGGUAUUCACAUUCCCUGUGAAUCAUUCGACGGUCAAUGGCAUGGUAUCGUCAACAGAACCAUAGAUGGGAAGCCAUUGACGUCUUUCCAGCUUCAAAAAGAUGUUUGGAAACAGGUAGAACAAAUGAAAAAGUCGGCUAUAGUUACGGAAUUGAAACAGCUGAAUACUGAAGUUCACUAUGAGUAUGUCGAAGUGGAAGCAACUGAUGGAACAGGAAAGCGUAGAAAACUACAUGCCACGAAUAAUGGGUGUAGAUUACCGGUAUAUCAUCACAAACGCCAGCUUCAUGACAAACAGGCAGACCACGAUGUUUCUUCUACUUCUACGACGCUUACGGACGUAUUACCUGAAGAGGUAAAGAUACUCACUUCCGUAAAUGAUGACGUAUUGGAAAUGACAGUUGUUGACAAGGACUUUGAAAUAGAGGCCUUCUUGGGAAAUGUUUGCUAUACGACAUGGGCAGAAGAGCUUUCCUCGUGUCAGAAUGAAGUGCAUGAGUUAAAAUCUGUAGUUGAUCUAGACACUAGCCCAGAAAUAACGAUAAACAACAGCAACGCGAAAUCGGAUGGCAUUGUUGACCAAAACACCAAUCGUAGCGUGCAUGUAGAUGUGGAAGAUAUGGUAUGCUUACUCUCUUUAUUUAAAACGACUAAAGACUGCAAUAAAAAGGGUAAAUGGGAUAAUACAUCUCCAGAGAAGCUCCUCGAAAACUUCAAGUCGGCUGAAAAGCUUAAUCUUCUACUUGAUGUAGAGCUGCGAGCGGUUGUGCGAUAUCUCAAGAAGAAAAAAGGAGUGUCCAUGAAGGAAUCGAUCCCGAAAAAACAGAAAAUCCGGCAAGUUGCAGAGUUCUUAGCUUUGGAUCAACCGGAAACUACGAUCUCUUCACGAAAAGUCCGUCAGAAGCAAGUAAAAUCUCUAAAAGAGCUAUCGGUAAACAUCGUCAUGAAGAAAAUAUCAAAGCAGGCGCUAAAUGAAUCGUAUGCAGAAUACAUAUGGCCCUGUCAUUUUGAAGAUUGGAAUUCCCACAUGCUGAACAUUACGAUAGAUGGAGAAGAGUACGACUGGUUCUAUCACCCUGAGUACAGCCACAAGCGCAGGCAAUUUGAAGUUCGCUGUAUCGACUCCACACAUCUCCUGACUCGGACAAGAAGAAAGAUUUGCAAAGGUGGAAUAGAAGGAAUGACAAAUGAAAGUUGGAUGAAGGUUGCGAAAUCCCGGCAAACACUACUAACACAAAUAAUGGUGGAAGAAGUUACUGAUCCAAUGUCAGUUUCUAUGGCACAGACACAUUUCGACGAGUCGGUAGAAAACUGCAUGCGAUCAAAUGGUGAUACCAAAAGCGCAGAUCUUUGCCGAGACGUGCGACAAUGGUGGCAUUCAGAGGACAGUCCUGGAUUACCAGCCAAGGAAAGAUUACAACUCAGACAGAAAUUAAGAAAUCGUCUAAUUGGCUAUGUAAAUUUCUCAAGCUUUCCUCCGGCAACAGCAUAUAUUGGAGGGUGGCCUUCACAGCUAUGGGAAGCUCUGAUUUCCAGCAUCGACGCCAAGGCUCUGCUUUAUUCUUUGUGCCACGAAGGAACCUAUAAUGUCCGCGCGUUCAGUAGCAUGAUUGGAGAAACGUUUUUUGCUGAGGUGACAAUGAAUGACAAAAGAGGCCAUGGAACUGUUUCCUGCCAGGAAUUUGGACAGUAUAUUGGCAACGCAGUGGAACAAGUACAGAUUAGAAUGGACCCAGAAAGGUCAUUUUCAUAUUGCACCAAGCGGUCUACUGUAUAUAAUCCAGUUGAGGAGACUGAAUGUGUCAACGAAACCAACGACGUAUGUAGGAUAUGUGAAGGAGAAAUGGGGAGUCUUCCACCUACAAUACUAACCAAGAAUCAUCCGUUUGACAGCACACAGAGGAAACGUCUUUCCGGGAGGAAAAAGUAUGGGACAGUAUCGACGGACAGAAAUUCAUUACAGAAGGGGUCACUUGGAGUAAGAUGGGAUCACGCACGGUGUAAUGAAUCUAGGAUGUUGUUAUCUAAGAAGAUGGGUAUUGAGGACAACUGAAUCUUUACAUAUAUAACAGACAACAUUGUGUUAUGUAAAGAUUUUAUUAUGCUUUCUUGGCAUAGGAAUACUCACAAAUAAAAAGAAGCACAACAUUAUAUAACAAAAUAGUAAAAACCAAACAGACUACAUGUAUUGGUAAAAUAAAAGAUUGAUCACAGAAUUGGAAAUCAUAAGUAAUAAUAUAAUCAUA